Molecule: messenger RNA, 1494 nt
Organism: Colletotrichum navitas
Lineage: Eukaryota; Fungi; Ascomycota; Sordariomycetes; Glomerellales; Glomerellaceae
Exons: 2
Coding region: 1-1494 (497 amino acids)
Source: RefSeq, a predicted model, not a curated record
AUGGGUGGAAAGGUUUGGUCUGUCAAUGAGGAACGUGUUUUCUGGCGUAUCAUUGUGCCGCAGUCUCAGAAGCGUGUCGCUACUGGCCCUGCGCAUACCAAGACUUGGGAGGAACUCGCCCCACUGAUGCAGUCCUUGAUGGGCGUCAAUGCCAAACGCACCUACACCCACCUCGGUCUAUUCGAGCAUUUUUUCCAGAACAUCGACAAGGCCCGCGUCUCGCCUAACGCUGGCGUUUUUGUGCGCGAAUACCAACAGGCUGUUAAUAGAAUCCUGAAGGCCACGGAGGAAGAGAGGGCCGACAGGGCUAAGAUAGACGGCCAAGGCGAUGACGCGGCGUCUAUAGUCAAUGUGUACCAAGAAGACGACAGCCAAGAUGGAACCAGCCUCAGCUGUCGCCCUAGCGGGGUGACUGAUAGCGUACACCAGUGCGCAGACGACUUUGAGGAUGAGGAGGAUGACAAGGAGAACCGGCCGCUCGAUGAGUCCCCAGGCGAGCGUGUCCGUUACCGAGCUCCGCCCCUCUACGGUUCUGUCCCCGAGGCUGACAUGGGUCUUGACAAUGAGUAUGAUCAAGGCAUACCGGUCAAGGCACCUCCGCCCGUCGAGCGUUUGAUUCUCGAGGAAAUCCGACAGCCUCACGAUCGGGGUCUCCCCGCCAAUAUGAACUCGUACAAUGAGGUAUCUGAAAUGCAGAUUCGGUCGCCCACCGAGUACUCGCCUUACGGGAGAGCUCCCUCGAGGGCUCUUGAGCACCGAAACAACCACCGGGUCCACCCGUACGCAGUUGUCAGACCUCAGCAACAUGGCCGAAACCCAAAGAAGGGUCAUGGCCGUGUUCAUUCUCAGGCUCUCCAGGGAAACAAUGCCUACUGCGCAGCACCGGACUCCCACCAUUCCUCUCCUGGUUACUAUACCCCAAUUGGGUUUGGCCGCCAUGUCCCUCCGAUGGCGUACUACGACUACGGGUACCAUGACCAAAACUUCCAUCCAUACCCUGAGUAUCACGAUAAUACGCAGCACGCUCCAAGCCAUCCAAUGGUCUUCUGCGAUCAUACUCCUGGCCAUUUUCACGGCUCAUACGGCUAUGAGCCUUGUCAUCCAACACUUCAUGGAUUUGGCGACUCCCAGGAUUGGCAGUCUCCUGGCCGCAACUCUUCUGCCAUGGAAGCCAACUAUGAAAUCUCCGAUAGUCUUGAUUUCUCGUGGACCAGCUACAACGGUCGCAGUUAUGGCUUGAUAGAGGGCGACUAUCCAAGCCCCAAGAGUCGCUCUUCCACUGUCCACGAUUACGACUAUUUUACCCCAGGGAACAUUCAGCGCCCUGCGUCUUCUGCGUCUGAUAGUGUACCUCAAGCUCGUUACCGGGGCAGGCACAGCGGCAGCUACACGGAGAGCCCCCAGGUGCCAGCGGCGGAGCCGAAGAAACAAUUGGUGGCUACGCGCGACAAAGAGUUUGAGCCUCGCAAGACCUCCGACUGGCGCCAGGCGUAG